CAACAACGAAAUAUCACAAUUGUCGACAGCUUAACCGUCCACGGCCUCACUAAAGCUUCUAGCUAACCAUUCUGAUCACGAAUAACUAUCUUUCGAAGUCUCCCCAAUGGACUCGAACAGGGCACCCGUUGAAGAUGAAAGGACGCCACCACAGAUAGCCAUCGCUUGUGCUUUUGCUUCUGCUUUGGCUCUUGCGAAUGCUCCCCACUCUCGAAUACCUCGGAAAUAUCGUACUCCACCAACCAUACCUCAAGAUUCGAAGCUUCUCACGCCUCCUCCUACUGCCUCCAGGCCCAUAGCAUUGCUCGUAGCUGCGGAUUCUACGAAAGCCAGCUUCGCCGACCUGCCGCCAGAGAUUCGCAACGAGAUCUACUCCUACGUCGCGGCAUCGUUCCCAUACUCAAUAACAUUCACCGGUCCACACCGCAAGCGAACACCUUUCUAUGACAUACACCCUCAAAUUAGACAUGAAUUCGGCUCGCUGUUCUUUGCAAUACCCCGCACCUAUGUAUUCAGCGGAUAUGCCUACAAUUCCCUAAGAAUGAACAGGGCUGGUGCGUUGCGCGAAAGGUCCUUGGCAAUCCGCAGGGCUGAUGCGUUCUUCGAAAGUGCAGCUUUCAGACGCGUCAUGGCCACAAAAACAUCGAAGAUUGAGCUAGUACUCAAUUUCUCGGGGAGAGGCCACGGAAAGCUCACCAACGACCAAGCGGUAAAAUUGGCCGCCAAGAUAACACGCCUUGCCAACGACUGGAUGUCCACGCAGUACGCACGGCUGGAAGGAGGCGCUGGCACUACUCAAGAUUCUAGAAAUGCACUUAAAGAGUUGUACAAGAAGAUGGCUUUAUUAUGUAACACCCCAAAAGACAACUUCGACAUUAUCGGAAACCUACUAUGUGCAGCACUCCCAAGAAUGGUUUCUGAAUGUCUGUUCCGUCCAGAUAAAAUAUACCUCGACAUUGCGAUCGUAUUCAAGGAGAUAAUGCUGUAUGGGGUUACGGUGCAGGGCCGCUCUGAACGGGAAAAGUGAUUCGCAAGAAAGGUUAGUGGGCAACUGGAGGUGUGCGGUCCUUGAAGUGGGAUAUUCCUAUUCCUCCACUGCUACUUGAAGUACUCCAAUAUUUAUUAAUUUGUUUUGCUUCCAACGUUGAAUGCAGUCAUUAUCAAGGCAGUUUUCAACGGGAUGCUCGUAACCGAUUGGCCAUCUAGCCUGGCCGCCCCCAUAGACAUCUAUUAUCAAGCGUGCCAUCGACAGAAAAGUCUUCAGUUAGUCUUCUUGGAUGCAAUAUGAUACACGUGCGAACGGUAUGCAAUAUCAUGCAUGAUGGAACCCUCGCCAACUCUAAACGGAUCCGUGGCUCACGUGGGCUAGACUUCACCAU
This is a messenger RNA of Mytilinidion resinicola, 1379 nucleotides long. RefSeq lists its product as uncharacterized. The record is from RefSeq and is a predicted model, not a curated record. The coding region runs from base 107 to 1027 and encodes 306 amino acids. The transcript has 2 exons. NCBI's taxonomy places the organism in Eukaryota, Fungi, Ascomycota, Dothideomycetes, Mytilinidiales, Mytilinidiaceae.